UCAGCUAGCUUGAUACUGAACCGGUUCAUGUUGUGACUGUACUACUGUCCCAAUAUGUACAUUUAGCUAUUUGAAUUACAUGUUUUCUUAACAUAGCACAUCUUUUCAUGGCACAUGUCCCUUUUACCGUCGGUGCAGUGGAAGUCAGACUGCUUCCCUAAUUACGAAGGUGUUUUGGGGGCUUGAUGCUGUCCAUCCCUGUCCUGCCCCGUGCCAAGUGUCAGUAUGGAUGAAGAAACCCUUGAGGCAGCCAUCUCUACCUAUGGUGCCCAGUUGCAGCAGGUGGAGACAGCCCUGUCAGCUGGCCUGGACCCCUCCCAACAGUCAGACCUGCUAAAACUGAAAGAGGACCUUAUUCAGCUGAUAGAGCUCACCGAGUCCAGCCUGGUGUCUGUCAAAAAGAGUCGUCUUCUGGCCAGCCUCGAGGACAUCAAUGGACUGCAGUCGAGCACCUCAGAGGCAGAAGCUGACACAAACAGUGCAAAUGAGAGUUUGGGUGCUGAGUUUGCUGCCUUCUACUCUGAACUCGGGGAGUCUUCGGGUAGUAGUUCUGAUACUAGAGAGAGGGACAAGGAGGGGGAAGGUGGGCUAGAGGAUGAUGAUGAAGAGGAGGAGGCAGAGGAAGAAGAAGAAGAAGAAGAUGCACUCAGUGGCACCAAAGUAAGAGCACCCUACCGGACUAAAUGGGGGACCCUGGAGUAUCACAAUGCCAUGGUGGUGGGGGCAGAACCACCAGACGGAGAAGAGGCACAAGUACGAGUGCUCUAUGUGUUACCCACCCAGAAGUCUAUGAAACCCUGUCCAUUCUACCUAGAGGACAAAUGCCGCUUCCCAGACAAUUGCAGGUUUUCCCACGGCGAAGUGGUUUAUGUGUCGGAGCUCAGACAGUUCCUUGAGUUUGAUCUCAGUAAUCUUGAAGAAGGAUCGUCCUGCUUGGCUCGACACGAGGACGGCAUCUGGUACCCUGCCAAAAUCAAAGACAUAGACAGUGGUUUCUACACUGUUAAGUUUGACUCAGUGCUGCUGAAAGAUGUCGUGGUCGAGGCUGACGGUGUUAUCCCGCCUUUGAGAGACGACGACCCGCUCUCCUCUGAUUCUGACCUAGAGGACACUCUAGAUGGAGAUGAUCUGGCCUAUGCAAAAGGGACGCUUCCAGAGUGAAGCAGCUGGAAGAGAAGCUGUCAUCGGCCCGCCGGCUGCUGGCCCAGCAGAAAGCCCAGGAGCUGUCCAUCCAGAAAGAGAACAGGAAGGCUGACACACACAAGAAAAUGACUGAGUUCUAAGCUCAGUUCCCUCAAGUUCCCUCAAAGACUUGGAGGAUAAAAGGAAGCACCGCUUGCCUGAAAUGAACUUUUGUCCCUUCCCUGUUGUCAGUUAUUUGCUACACUGUUUUUUUUUUAAAGACAUUUUUUAGCGUUGUUUCUCACCGGCAUCAUGGAUUUGAGCCGGCAGUGGUGCCCACUUUAGACAGAAUGGAUCAUUUACUGAAGAUCAUUUCUGUUUCCCAUUUUACUUUCAAGGACUGAGCAGUUUAUUUUGUUGUUUAGUUUCAAACUGUACAAUUCACAAUAAUGUUACAAACAACAUUUUAUUUGUAAUUAACAUUCUGUCUCAGUGUAUUUGUCUUUAUCAGCACUAAAAACGCUGUUUGGAAAACC
Morone saxatilis (striped sea-bass) is the source of this 1658-nucleotide messenger RNA. It is a transcript of the gene zgpat, whose product is annotated as zinc finger, CCCH-type with G patch domain. Gene Ontology annotation, biological process: regulation of transcription by RNA polymerase II; negative regulation of DNA-templated transcription. Gene Ontology annotation, cellular component: nucleus. Gene Ontology annotation, molecular function: DNA-binding transcription factor activity, RNA polymerase II-specific; metal ion binding; RNA polymerase II cis-regulatory region sequence-specific DNA binding. Lineage: Eukaryota; Metazoa; Chordata; Actinopteri; Moronidae. The record is from RefSeq and is a predicted model, not a curated record.